CCCGGCUGCCCUUCGAUUGUAUAAAAGUGAAAGGAGAUGAAGGACAAGUUCAACAGACUGAUACAGCUCCACUGAGACUUUCACCUACUACUACACAGUGAAGAGAACACACACACUUCAGGAUGGCUGCUCCUCGUCUCGCUCUGUCUGUGUUUGUGCUGAUGCUGGCCGUCAUCGCUCUGACUGAAGGUCUGCGUGGUGUUGGCCCAAAGAGAUGCUGCUUUCGUUUCAAUGAAAACGAGGUGCCUAAGGAAAGAGUGGUUGGCUACAUCAAAACCAGCCAGCGAUGCUCCAACCCUGCUGUCCUGUUGAGGACGGUUGCAGGUCGUCAGCUGUGUGCCAGACCUUCAGAUGCUUGGGUGGGGAAGCUCAUCAGCUACCUGGACGCCAAAGCUAACCCAGGACAGACUUCCAACCUUUAACCUUUUAACAACACCACGUCCACUAUCGGACAAAAUCUGUCCAGUUAAUGUGUUGUGAUGCUGCAAUUUCAAACUAAAACUGUCAAAGAUGUGUUGACUAUAAAUAUGUUACUAUCCCCACCAUAAGUCUGCAGGGGGUAAACCAUCUGUCUAUCAAAAUAUAUGUUAAAUAUUAUUAUGUUUUAUUUUUUUACUUUAUUUAAUUAUGGGUCAAAUUUACAUUUAUACCAUUUUCUACAUUUCUGACAGAGAGUUUAAUUUAAGUUUAUGAAACAAUUAUGUUAGUUUUGAUGAAUUCAACACUGAAAGGCCAUCAACACUGUGAAAUACUGUUAUUUGAGUUGACUUACAACUACACUCACUGUUAGAGAGCAACGCCUCCCACACCACUUGUUGUCAUCAGUAGAAUAAGCUACGGGUUACACCACUAUUUCUACAAUGAACCAUUGUUAGCUCUUUGUCUUGUGUUUUUAUAUAAGUGAUGAUGUUUUUGUUUCUAUUUACAGUCAUGUUUCAAGUUCUUUUGACAACAACAAAAAACUAUUUCUGUAUGCUUAUGCUACUCUCUUGAAUUAAAGCAAUACAAUACGACA
Messenger RNA from Sebastes umbrosus (honeycomb rockfish), 1015 nucleotides. It is a transcript of the gene ccl35.1, whose product is annotated as chemokine (C-C motif) ligand 35, duplicate 1. Gene Ontology annotation, molecular function: CCR chemokine receptor binding; chemokine activity. The transcript is spliced from 3 exons. Lineage: Eukaryota; Metazoa; Chordata; Actinopteri; Perciformes; Sebastidae. Gene Ontology annotation, biological process: positive regulation of ERK1 and ERK2 cascade; G protein-coupled receptor signaling pathway; immune response. The record is from RefSeq and is a predicted model, not a curated record. Gene Ontology annotation, cellular component: extracellular region. The coding region runs from base 123 to 422 and encodes 99 amino acids.